Messenger RNA from Maylandia zebra (zebra mbuna), 3411 nucleotides. The record is from RefSeq and is a predicted model, not a curated record. NCBI's taxonomy places the organism in Eukaryota, Metazoa, Chordata, Actinopteri, Cichliformes, Cichlidae.
UCCCAGCUGAGAUUAGAAAAUAACAGCAUGGAUCAGAUGAUCCAGGAGCGUGAGCAGAAAAUCCAGGAGCUUCAACAGUCAGUGAAGACCAGCAGAAGUAAAGCUGAGGAGGCGUUAUCGUACAGCAGGAAGGUGAUGACCGCUUUGGUGCAGCACAUAAAGACAGAGUUCACCAGACUGUCUGAGGCGAUCGAGACGAAGCAGGAAAUAAAUGAGACGGAGGCAGAAAGCUUUAUUGAUGAGCUGCAGGCAGAGAUUACACACAUGAAGAAGAAGAAGCUGCAGUUUCAUGAAGCUUCGCUCAUCAGAGACCCCUUCAGCUUCCUGGAGAACGUCCUCCCUCUUACCUACAAUAAGCCCCAGCUGCAGGACUGGUCUGCUGUGACUGUAACCAGUGACCAGUUUAUGAUUCAGGAGACCCUGGAUCAGCUGGAGACAAAAGUCAGAGAAGAAGUCAGCAUGCUGUGUAAUAUCAACUUCAGAUGUGGGAAACAACAGAGGACGAGUAACGUCUCAAAAUACAAGGACAUCAUCUCCAGAAGUGAUCUGAUCAGUUCAGGACCUCCUGCUGUCUACCAGCUGAGAGCAAAGAAACAGAAGUUUGGAACAAGAAUGACUGUUGGAGAAAAAAAACAAGACAAGCCAAACAGAACCAUCUUACUGGUGGGAGAAACAGGAGCAGGAAAAUCCACACUGAUCAACGCUCUGCUCAACUACACCAUGGGAGUGAAGUGGGAGGAUGAAGUCUGGUUUACGAUUACAGAAAGUCAGACAGAAGGACAGACAGAAAGUCAGACAUCAGAUGUGAUGGUGUACGAGAUCUUUGGUUUUGAAGAUGAAACUCUGCCCUACUCUCUGACCAUCAUCGAUACUCCUGGAUAUGGAGACACCAGAGGGACUGAACAUGAUGACAUCAUCAGUUACAGAUUGUUGGACUUGUUUGGAUCAGAUGAUGGAGUCCAUGAAAUUCAUGCAGUGGGUCUGGUGAUGAAGGCGAGUGAUAAUCGACUGAGUGACCGACUGCUGUAUGUCUUUGAUUCAGUGAUGUCUCUGUUUGGAAAAAACUUGGAGAAAAACAUUGUAGCUCUGAUCACACACUCAGAUGGAAGAAGACCUAAAAACCCUCUUCAAGCUCUUGAAGAUUGGAAUAUUAAAUGUGCCAAAAAAGGGAAGAAUCAGCCAGUUUACUUCCUGUUUAAUAACUGCCAGCUUGAAGAUGAGGAAGAAGAAUUUCUGACACUAAAUUUUGAAAGAUCAGAGAGAGGAGUGAGAGAGUUCACAGCCUUCCUGAAAGAAAGUACACCUGUGCAGCCAGAGGCAACUCCUGAAGUGUUAAAGGAAAGAAUCAGACUGACAGCCUGCAUCCAAAACCUGCAAGAAAGAAUCAGAUUCACUGAAGUGAAACAGAGAGAGAUGAAACAGACUCGGGAAGCUCUGCAGAAGAAUGAAGUGGUCACUCCAUGUGUUGUUUUUAAACAUAAAGAACCUAUCAGAGCAGAGACGUGUGGGCCGGGUUUGAAAGCAGCUGUCAGCUGUACAGUCUGUGAGGAGAACUGUCACUAUCCUGGAUGCACGGUGCCCUUAAAUCACUGUGAGGUCUUUAGAGAUGGUCUCUGCACGUCAUGCACCAACAAGUGUCCUGCAUCAGUGCAUGUGAAAGGAAAGAGGAGAUAUGUGACCAGGAUAAGGAGAGGUCAGAAAAAUGAACCACCAGCAGAAGACAAGGAUGUUUAUUUACUUGGAAAGGAAAUGAACCGACUGACAGCUGAGAAGGAAAAGUGGUUCAAUGAGUCCUACCAACAUGUUGUCAGACUGGAGCAGAUCGCUCUGAAAGCUGAUUCAGUGUCCACUGUUGUCCACUUGGACUUCCUGAUUGAGAAGAUGAAGCAGAAAGGAGACACAGAGAAGGUCCAGAAACUGGAGGAGAUGAGAAGGAGAGAGGAUAAAAGAAGCAAAGGAGCACAGAGGAUCAGUUUGAUCUCAUCACCACAUGAAGACAUCAUCUCAGACAGUUUUCUCAUCAGGUCAGGACCUCCUGCUGUCUACCAGCUGAGACCAAAGAAAGAAAUGAUUGGAACUCUGACAAGAAUCACUGUUGGAGAAAAAAAUCUAAUCAAGACAAACAGAACCAUCUUACUGGUGGGAGAAACAGGAACAGGAAAAUCUACUCUGAUCAACGCUCUGCUCAACUACACCAUGGGAGUGAAGUGGGAGGAUGAAGUCUGGUUUACGAUGGUAGAGGAGAAGAAGAAGAGAGGUCAAACAGGAGGUCAGACAGAAAGUCAGACAUCAGAUGUGAUCGUGUACGAAAUCUUUGGUUUUGAAGAUGAAACUCUGCCCUACUCUCUGACCAUCAUCGAUACUCCUGGAUAUGGAAACACCAGAGGGAUUGAACAUGAUGACAUCAUCAGUCACAGAUUAUUGGACUUGUUUCAAUCAGAGGAUGGAGUUCAUGAAGUUCAUGCAGUUUGUUUGGUGGUGAAAGCAAGUGAUAAUCGAGUGAGUGACCGACUGAAGUACAUCUUUGAUUCAGUGAUGUCUCUGUUUGGAAAAAACUUGGAGAAAAAUAUCAUAGCUCUGAUCACACACUCAGAUGGAAGAAUACCUGAAAACCCUCUUAAAGCUCUUGAAGUUGCAGAAAUUAAAUGUGCCAAAAAUGAGAAGAAUCAGCCAGUUUACUUCCUCUUUAAUAACUCACAGUAUGAAAGCCGAACAGAAGAAAACAAGUCUUCAAAACUUUCAUGGGAACUCACACAGGAAAACAUGAAUCAAUUGACAGACUUCAUGGGAAACUCUAACCCUCAAAAACUGAUGAAAACAGCCGAAGUGCUAAAUGAACGAAUCAGACUGAAAGCCUGCAUCCAGAACCUGAAAGAGAGAAUCGAGCUGGGUGAACUGAAACAGACAGAAAUCAGACAGAAGAGAGAAGCUCUGAAGAAACAUGAAGAAAAACAGCGAGAAGAAAAGAAAAAGCUUGAAGAAGCUAAAAAAAACUACGAAACUCUAAAGAGCCAAGGAGAAGAGAAACAUGAAGAAGCUCAAAAAAUCCAACAAAGUAUAAAGGAACAUGAAGAAGAGAUGAAGAGGAAUGAGAUGUUCACUGUAGAAGUUGAUGAGCCCUACAAAGUGAAAUAUCCUAUUGAUGGGAAGUCGCGGUUCCUGGACGAGUCCUACCAACAUGUUGUCACACUGGAGCAGAUCGCUCUGAAAGCUGAUUCAGCAUCCACUACUGUCCACUUGGACUUCCUGAUUGAGAAGAUGAAGCAGAAAGGAAACACAGAGAAGGUCCAGAAACUGGAGGAGAUGAGAAGGAGGACUGUCCAGGAGUUGGCAGAUGCUUUAGUCCAGGUCUGGGAGAUCCCUCAGGAGAACAUCUGCCACCUCAUCAGGAGCAAUGCCCAGGUGUUGUAG